UGACUUUGAUAUGUUACCAGUUUGGCGGGCUGAAUCGUCACCCGACCAUCUCCUCUGUAGUAUGUAUAUAGGUCUUCUGAAUUCCCAUUCAUUAACAGCGUGCCUAUGGGUAUUUGCUAUCCUCCUGUUGGCCCCUUGAUCUUCAGUCAUUCGUUCUUAGUUAUCACUGCUUCUAUCAGUCAUGCGUGCUCAACUUCUAUCGUUGUGCGCCUUUGGCGCAUCUCUAAUUAACGCAUCCCCGGUCGGCCUUGACUGCUACGACGAAUCCUCCUUCAAGCCCGAAGACAUCAUCCAACGCGACGUGCUCAUUGUCGGAGGCGGAGCUACCGGAACAUGGGCUGCUGUUCGUCUUCGGGACCAGAACAAGACCGUCGCCGUCGUCGAGCGGGCGGACAAGCUCGGAGGUCAUGUCGACACCUUUCGAGACUCAACCGGUGCACCCAUCGACUAUGGUGUGCAAGCGUACAUUAAAAACAACCAAACUCUCGAAUUCUUCCAGCGCUUCGGCGUUCAGCUGAACGCCUCCGGUCUGUCGCCCUUCCCAAGCAAGAUUGUCGACUUCAAGACUGGCUUCGCCAUCCCCAACGCCACAGCCGUCGAUCCGAACGCUUUGGUCGGACCUCUGGCGACCUAUCUCUUCGCCACCUCACAAUUUCAAUUCCUUGCCGAUGGCGCUUAUGACAUCCCAGAGAAUGUUCCCGAGGACCUUCUGCUACCAUUUGGCGAGUUUGUCCAGAAGUACAAUCUGACCGAGGUUGUCCCGGUUAUUUGGAUCUUCGCCCAGGGCGUCGGUAAUCUUUUGGAGACGCCAACUCUAUACGUUCUGCAGAACUUCGGACAGCCCCAUCUAUUGGGCCUCUCUGCCGGGUAUCUUUAUGCCCCCGGUGGUAACCAGCAAGUCUACGACAAAGCUGGUGCUUUCCUUGGAAGCGAUGUUCUGUAUUCCAGUGUCGUGGUUGCCUCCAAGCGCACUGAUGAGGGUGUCACAGCUGUUGUUGCUACCGCCACUGGGCGCAAGCUUGUUAAAGCCAAAAAGCUUCUCAUCACCAUACCACCCACACUGGAUAACCUUGCUCCAUUUGACCUCGACAACUCCGAGACUUCUGUUUUCAAGCAAUGGGAGAACGUUCCUUACUAUGUUGGAGUCAUCUCUAAGAGUGGUCUGCCCGACCUGACCAACUACAUGAACGUCGACGUCACCGCUCCCUAUAGCCUUCCCCAGACACCCUUUGUGUGGCGUCUCGAGACAGUCGGCGUGCCGGGGUACCAGACAGUCAAGGUCAUCGGUGAGCCCGACUCUGCCAAGGCCCAGGGCUUGGUUACCGAUGCCGUGCGCAAGAUUGAAGCCUCCGCUGACGGGACUUCCACCACCGGCGGCGACUUCAGCGCAUGGGAAGAGCACUCGAAUCUCCAGCUUCACGUGUCGCCGGAGGCGGUCAAGGCUGGCUUUUAUCGUGACCUUUACGCGCUUCAGGGGAAGAGAAGUACCUACUACACCGGAAAUGCUUGGUGCUCUGAUUACUCUCCCCUUCUAUGGGCAUUCACAGACUCGAGAGUCCUGCCCCACCUUUGAGGAGGUACUUGGAGACACUGUUCAGUAGUCCAGGCCCCCGCCGUUCGCAUUUUCGAUUUGCGCUAUACAAGCUUCAAUCUUGUGAUUUAGUUCUCACCCGAAUCAUUUUGGUUCAAUUAGCCUUUACCAUUUUAUCAUUCUAAAGUUAAAAAUUCAAGAUAAUCAGCGAUAAAUCUAGCGGUAUCUAUGUUCAAAGACGCACGCCGAGACAAGCUACACAGUUCAAGGCUGAGGGUGAAGAUGUCGAAUGGGCUAGCUUCUUUUAGAUUAGAGCUGACAAUCUACCUUGUCUGAUCAACAGCAG
Messenger RNA from Colletotrichum navitas, 1877 nucleotides. RefSeq names its product FAD dependent oxidoreductase. The transcript has a single exon. Lineage: Eukaryota; Fungi; Ascomycota; Sordariomycetes; Glomerellales; Glomerellaceae. The record is from RefSeq and is a predicted model, not a curated record. Gene Ontology annotation, molecular function: oxidoreductase activity. The coding region runs from base 182 to 1573 and encodes 463 amino acids.